Messenger RNA from Aspergillus versicolor CBS 583.65, 1182 nucleotides. RefSeq names its product SMP-30/gluconolactonase/LRE family protein. Lineage: Eukaryota; Fungi; Ascomycota; Eurotiomycetes; Eurotiales; Aspergillaceae. The record is from RefSeq and is a predicted model, not a curated record. The transcript has 2 exons. Bases 81 to 1115 code for a protein of 344 amino acids.
GCACAGUGGCUUGGCAUAGUGCUUAAAUUUCGGACCUCCCCCCCUGAGCUUCUCUAAAUUGACUCAGCUUACAGCAGAGAAUGGCGUUCAGAUAUACCGCAGCCCUUGUACCCCUGGCCCUGGGUGCCCUUGCCGCCAACGCGAGCUUCCAAACUAACCAGCCUGCAUUCGCCAGUAUCAUCUCGCAAGACCCCAAAAUCGACCUCAUUGUCGAGAAUGCCUCAUACCCGUUCGCCCAUGAAGCCCCAGUCUAUAUCCCGUCCACGGGCGAUCUGUUCUUAGCAGGAAACUACCAAACAAAGUCCGGUGGCCAGCCGAUCCAGGUCUCAAAGAUCAGGCACAACGGGAACGGCGCAUAUACGCGCGAACUCAUCCACCCAGACAUCCCCAUGGCCAACGGUGCAAUCAACUACAAAGACGGAAUCCUCUUCUGCGCCCAGGGGACCGUCUCCCGCCCUUCAGCACUAAUCUGGAUGAACACGACAGCGCCCUACAAAACGAAAACUCUCCUGGAUACCUUCCACGGCCGCCGCUUCAACUCAUUAAACGACCUCGUCGUCCACUCGGACGGUAGUGUCUGGUUCACGGACCCUACGUACGGAUAUGACCAGGGCUUUGCAGCGGAACCGCAACUCCCCAACCAGGUCUACCGGUUUGAUCCUGAUACUGGUGAUGUGCGUGCCAUGGCGGAUGGGAUCGGACAGCCGAAUGGGAUUGCGUUUUCGCCUGAUGAGAGUAUCGUCUAUGUUACGGAUACGGAUGCGCAGUGGGGGAAUGGGGAUAAGAGUCUUGCGCGCGCGGCGACUAUUUAUGCAUUCGAUAUAAAAUACUACUCCGACGCGCCAUUCCUCGUCAACCGCCGGGUCUUCGCCUUCGCAGACAACGGUAUCCCGGAUGGGAUCAAGUGCGACACAGACGGGAAUGUGUACAGCGGUUGCGGAGAUGGGGUGCACGUCUGGUCCCCUGCCGGUGUGCUGCUAGGCAAGAUUCGGCUCCCUGGUGUUUCGGCGAAUCUGUGCUUUGGUCGACCUGGGGAGAUGUUUGCUUUGAAUGAGUAUCGGCUGUGGAGGGUUACCCUGGAUAGCAGUGUUCGGGGGGAUAUUCUCAAGUUAUGAUGUCGUUUUCUUGCGGAUCUGUUUCAUAUGGGCGGCUGUGUUAUAUGUACGAUGAUGAAGUGGGUAG